This is a messenger RNA of Ostreococcus tauri, 576 nucleotides long. RefSeq names its product Septum formation topological specificity factor MinE. Bases 1 to 576 code for a protein of 191 amino acids. The record is from RefSeq and is a predicted model, not a curated record. The transcript has a single exon. Lineage: Eukaryota; Viridiplantae; Chlorophyta; Mamiellophyceae; Mamiellales; Bathycoccaceae.
AUGUCCAAACUCGGCGUCAGCGCGAACGCCGACCCCUCGCAGUGGGCCGGCGCGUUCGAGUGCGACGCCUGUCGCCGUAAGCGUCUCCCCGCGAGCGAAUUCAGUCGUAAAACGCUCGAAUCAAAGCUCCAAAGAGGUUUACCUGGAAAGUGUAAAAAGUGCACCGACGAGCUCGCGAGCGCCGAGCGCGCGCGCGCGGGCGCGUCGACGUCCGACUCACCGCUCGCGUGCUCGGCGUGUUCGUUGACGAAACCCGCGAGCGCGUUUUCGAGGACGCAGACGCGGAUGGAGGCGACGACGCGGCGGUGCGCCGAGUGCGUGGAGCGGGCGGCGCGGGACGCGCGCGCGGCGAGCGAGACGCGGGCGUCGGAGACGUUGAGAGAGGCGCGAGAGGCGAGCGCGAGAGCGGAAGAGACGAAUGCGGUGGAUAAACUCGCGACGUUCGCUCGAGAGGCGGCGAUGGAGGCGACGGUUGUGACUGGAUUGAAACCGCAACGCGUCGGCGGACGCGGACGCGGACGCGGACGCGGGCGGUCGAAUCCGAAUAGCGUGCUCGGUCGAGGCGGGAGAACGUGA